AUGUCCACUCCAUUGGUCCGCAAGGAAUCAUCGGCGGCUUUAUGCAAUCUCGCUGAUGAAUUCGAUAAACACAUUAGCGUGUUGAAUAAGUUGGAGGUUCCCAAGGAGCACUGGAAUUCUUUUUUGGUUGAGUUGCUCAGUAGCAAGCUCGAUCCGUCGACCCAAAAGGAGUGGGAAAACCAAUUAGCAGAUGAUGUGCGGCCGGUGUAUGCCGAUCUAGUUGCCUUUAUUCAGAAACGGUCGCGCGUUCUGCAAUCUAUUACGCUCUCCCAACCUCUAACCCCUGUUGCCAGAACCGAACCAAAGCAUGAGUCCAAACCGUACCGUUCAAAAACCUCCUCGUACCACUCUGCCAACAAUGAUAACACACCGAAAUGCAUUCUCUGCAAGCAGUCGCACAUGCUCUCGCUGUGUGACGAUUUUAAGAAGCUAACACCACAAAAGCGCUUCGAGUUGGCAAAAAGGCAAGGUUUGUGUUUGAACUUCCUAAAAUCAUCACAUUUGAUGAAGAACUGUUCUGCGGGUUCGUGUCGGACAUGCAACAAACGCCAUCAUACUCUGUUGCAUUUGAAUCCAAAUACUAGUACAGAAAUCCAUGAUAAGUCCGUAGCGGCACAGGUGGGUCAAUGUCAACAAUUCUCACGAUCGGCAUCGGUAGUCGAAUCGCCGUCGUCGGUGUCGUGCAUUGCCGAUCAAUGUCACGUGGUCCCUCGGCUUAUGGGAUCGGCCCCGUCGCCGUCGGAUGGGCUUGUCAAUCGUUCAUUAUCGUCCGUUUCGUCGUCGGUUCCGCCAGUUGUACCGUCAUGCUCGCCCCAAAGCUCCUCGCAAGUGAUGAAUUGCCAAACAGUAACUCCAAAUCAAUCUUUCGUUUCGAAAGCAUGCAUGUCAUCGGUGUUCAUGCUUACUGCCUACGUCAAAGUAAAACACGUUAAUGGCAGUUAUAUUCUCGCUCGCGCCUUGCUGGAUUGUGCUUCUGAAGCAAAUUUUGUAACAGAAUCUCUCGCUCAACGACUCUGUUCGAAACGCACGUCAGCAAAAAUCGAAGUGUACGGUAUUAGCCAAUCAGUCAAACAAGUGAAACACAAAACCAAUAUCACUGUGUCGUCACGAUCUGAAUCGUACACAACCACUAUGGAAUUCCUGAUAUUGUCUACAUUAACCAGGAUGCUGCCCACCACAACGGUGGAUAUCUCGAAAUGGGUCAUUCCACGCCACCUUCCGCUUGCUGAUCCUAAAUUCAAUGUCGCUCAUGACGUGGACCUCAUCAUUGGUGUCAAAAACUUCUUCUUAAUUUUGGAGAACGACCAAGUCUCGCUAGGCGCAGGUUUACCAGUGCUACGUAAAACAGUUUUCGGAUAUGUCGUUGCUGGUGAAGCUGAGCAGAAAACUGCUCCCACCGUUGUGUGUAACAUAACUUCGAUCGACAACUUGGAGUCGAUGGUUCACAAGUUUUGGGAGGUGGAGAGUUUCGAGAAGGGCAAGGCGCUAUCGUUAGAGGAGCUGUACUGCGAGAAUCAUUUUCGGAAGACACAUUCCAGAGCCUCUGAUGGUCGGUACGUGGUUCGUUUGCCGAUUCGUGGGGAAAUGCUUAACAUGUUGGGAGAGUCGUUCAAAAUCGCUGAACGCAGAUUCUCAGCGAUCGAGAGGAAGCUAUCGUCAGACCCACAACUACACGCAGAGUAUUCCAAGUUUAUGGAUUAG
Molecule: messenger RNA, 1701 nt
Organism: Armigeres subalbatus
Lineage: Eukaryota; Metazoa; Arthropoda; Insecta; Diptera; Culicidae
Exons: 1
Coding region: 1-1701 (566 amino acids)
Source: RefSeq, a predicted model, not a curated record